CCUACGCCGUAAUAGACAUAUCCUGAUCUUCAUGAAACCUUCAAGUAAAGCUUAGCCCAAAGAAAAAAAAGAAAAACAAAAUCUGUUACUUGGAAUCCAAAUUUUUUAUUUCUGUUGUUCUUGUUCUCAAACUAAUUCUGCUUCAAUGUCACUACUGAAGUUGCUUAUGCAUUUAUCUCCUUUCUUGGUUGCUCAUUUAUUCGUAUCAGGAAUAAACUCAACAUAUGAUCCAAGACCUCUCUUCUAUGUCACCCCAACGAUCCCAACUGGAAACACAAUUGGAUGCAAGGCGUUGACAAGUAACAAGCCAGUUUUUUCUUCAGGACCUGUAUACGCUGUGGCAAGAUCACCAUUAGACGGGAUAGCUGUACGUUCUUCAGGACCUGCCGAACCGCCGAUAAUAGCACCAAGCCUUUCCCCACAAGUUAAAAAACCACCAAGCCUUUCGCCACAAGGGAUAACGCCACCAAGGCCUUCGCCACAAGGGAUAGCGCCACCAAGGCCUUCGCCACAAGGGAUAGCGCCACCAAGGCCUUCGCCAGAAAUAAGUCCUAGAAGUUCGGCACCAAUUAUAGCAGCAGUUAUAUUUAGUUUUGUUGUUAUCAUUCCUUCUGUAGUCAUGCCUUUUAUUUUGAGGGCAAGAUGGCGUGGGAAGUCUGAACAAGAUCCGCAGGAUGUGGAAGAUGAUCAUAUAAAGCAUGUUCCAGGAAUGCCUGUCAGGUUCUCAUACCAACAACUGUACGUUGCAACUAAUAAUUUCAACGAGAGACUUGGAAGAGGCGGCUUCGGGUCUGUAUUCAAAGGAAAAUUGGGAGAUGGAACACAAAUUGCUGUGAAGAGGUUGGAGAAACGAGGCCAAGGAAUGAGUGCUUUUUUAGCAGAAGCCGAGGCAAUUGGAAGUCUGCACCAUUUUAACUUGGUGAGGUUGAUUGGAUUUUGCGCAGAGAAAUCCUCUAGGCUUUUGGUUUUUGAGUAUUUGAGCAAUGGAUCGUUGGACAAUUGGAUUUUUAUGAAUGUACAAGGAUCUUUCCUUGAUUGGCAGACCAGGAAGAAGAUUAUACUCGACAUAGCAAAAGGCCUGGCUUAUCUUCACGAAGACUGUCGACAUACCAUAAUACAUCUUGAUGUAAAACCACAGAACAUUCUUUUGGAUUCAAGUUUCCACGCCAAAAUCGCUGAUUUUGGGUUAUCCAAGCUAAUCAAUAGAGAUAUGAGCCAGGUUCAAAUCUCAAUGAGAGGAACACCGGGAUAUCUUGCUCCAGAAUGGCGUCAACCAUUAGGUCGUAUUACGGUUAAAGUUGACAUAUAUAGCUUCGGAAUUGUCCUCCUUGAAAUAGUUUGUGCACGCAGAAAUGUAGACCAAUCACAACCAGAAUCUGCCUUUCAUUUGCUUACAAUGCUGCAGAAGAAAGCUGAUCAUCAAGAUGGAGUAAUAGACAUUGUGGAAAAUUUGGAUGAAUACACGCGGAGUGAUAGAGAGGAAAUAACGAGGAUGAUAAAGGUUGCUGCUUGGUGUUUGCAAGAUGACCCAGAAAGAAGACCUCUCAUGUCAACAGUUUUAAAAGUGCUGGAAGGUGUUAUGGAGGUAGAUUCAAAGAUCAAUUAUCGGUUUUCGCAUGCAAUGAUAUCUUCUCCAGCUGGUAACAACCAUAUUUCUUCAGCACCUCCUCCAGCAUCUGUUCUUUCCAAUCCUAGAUGAUGUAGUUGUAAGACUCUCUCUCAUGGCAGAAAUAAAAUCUAUCAUGCUUCUUGUCGCUUCUGCAACUUUUCCAUCAUGCUAUCCUAAGCUAACCACAGCUUUUUUAGCACUUGUCUAGCAAGGUAGUGACAUGUCUCAAGUAGUUUGCCGGUGUACUGGAGAAUAGUCUUCAGAAUUUUCAACAUUUGAUUAUUCAAAGUCGUUGGCUCUUGACUAGGCACUACGAGAGUUUUUCA
This is a messenger RNA of Populus nigra (black poplar), 1935 nucleotides long. Its product is annotated as G-type lectin S-receptor-like serine/threonine-protein kinase SD2-5. The record is from RefSeq and is a predicted model, not a curated record. Bases 146 to 1699 code for a protein of 517 amino acids. Gene Ontology annotation, biological process: protein phosphorylation. Gene Ontology annotation, molecular function: protein kinase activity; ATP binding. The transcript has 3 exons. NCBI's taxonomy places the organism in Eukaryota, Viridiplantae, Streptophyta, Magnoliopsida, Malpighiales, Salicaceae.